GUGACGCAGAAUCCCGGAGCCACCCGGAAGUCCCGCACCAUCAGGGAAGUCGCGGCGACAGCUAUGGGUCCGGGCUGGUCUCCCGCGCGGCGUUUGUGGCCGCUGCUGUGGCGCAUAGCGGUCUCCCAGAGAGUGGGCACCGCAGUGGCUUCGGUUCCCUGGCUACCGCGGCUGGCAGAGCGAUGGCUUCCCGCGGGGCCCGCGACUUGCCUGACCCCGAGCUUGACGCGCGGCCUGCACCAGGGGCCUCAGCCGGAGGAGCGGACCGGUGACGACGCUCGCCUGCAGCCCGGAGCCGCAGAUAACAUUGGUGCCAAGUUUGACAUCGAUAUGCUGGUUUCACUUCUGAGGCAAGAAAAUGCAAGAGACAUUUGUGUGAUCAAGGUUCCUCCAGAAAUGAGAUACACAGACUACUUUGUAAUUGGUAGUGGGACUUCCACCCGACACUUACACGCUAUGGUCCACUACAUUGUGAAGAUGUAUAAACACCUGAAAUGUAGAAGCGAUCCGUAUGUCAAGAUCGAGGGGAAGGACACUGAUAACUGGCUGUGUGUGGACUUUGGGAGUAUGGUGAUCCAUUUGAUGCUUCCAGAAACCAGAGAAACCUAUGAAUUAGAGAAAUUAUGGACUCUACGUUCUUUUGAUGACCAGUUAGCUCAGAUAGCAGCUGAGACGUUACCUGAAGACUUCAUUCUUGGACUAGAAGAUGACACUUCAUCCCUGACUCCAGUGGAGUUCAAAUUACCUUCACCCCAGCUCUGGAAAAGGACCAGCUGAAAUGACCACAAAUCACAACAGCAGCAACGUGCAACGCAUGGAGGCUCUGCUGGUAUGCAAUGGAAGCCACUGCUCUGAAAGCACGAGGACCUGCCCAACAGAGCCAGCCAAGUCUGAAACCGCUGUGCUCUCUCCACACUGGAGAUGGAGCCCAGACCAACGGUAAGUCAUAUGUGCGGUUGGCACAUAACUUAAGUGACUCAUUGGCCAUCUGAAGCUGGAAGAGGACGUUUCUGAACAUCACCCAUCUUCUCCAGGUCUAGUUCCAUUCCCCAGCCAUCUCACUGGCCAUAAAUUAUUUCACAAGGGAAUUUAAUUUCCCUCUGAGGCACAGGCAGCUUGUGGGAACGACCAUCCACUUGACUAUCUGUACAGUGUGUUCUCACAUGGAAUCCAGCAUGAGAAGCCAUGUUUUCCGGAUCUGCCCCAGAUAAGCACACCAUUUCUUUCUGACAGGCAGACCUGCGCAAACAGAAGAGAAGCCUCUGAGCAUCAUCCUUCUGACACACUCCUUGGGUCGCUCAACACACAGGAGACCGGUUCCUGCAUAUACUCUUUGAGGGUGAAAGAGGCACAGGACAAAAGCUGCUUCCCAGGGGAUUGCUGCCAGAUGCCUAUGGCAAAGCUUCCUUUGGACUCUUGGCAAGCUCUGUGCUGUGUCUUGAAAUAAUGAGAACAGAGCUGUGAGGCCGAACGUUUGCAUAACUGGUAAAGUCUGCCAGUGAAUAAUUCCUAAUCACCCGCUAUCAAGAAGAUACAAGCAACAGCAAACAGUGAGGUUAAGUGUAUUUAUUUUACGGGGAACAAAAUCUCAGGCAUCACAAAGGCAUGGAGACGUGCCUGGCAGCCAAGCGAUCAGCCUCCAGGAACCUGGCAGAGCUCCAGUGUUUUCCUUUGGCCUGUAAUAGGUACUGGGAGGAGGGAGGAGUUGUUUUUAACUAGAUUUGGGUCUGGAACUAAAACGAAGUUUACUCAACUCUAUGACCUGAACAGAAUACUAAAGCUUUAAAAAAAAGAAAGAAAGAAAGAAAGAAAGAAAGGAAGGAAGGAAGGAAGGAAGGAAGGAAGGAAGGAAGGAAGGAAGGAAGAGAGAGAAAGAAAGAAAGAAAGAAAGAAAGAAAGAAAGAAAGAAAGAAAGGGAAGAGAAAAAAAGAAUGAAAAGAAAAAGGAAGUUUUUUCCAUAAUGAAGUAAACCAAGGCUUCAUAUGCAAUGAUGUACUUGUUUUACUGCACCCACAAUGAAAAAUCUUAAAGACUACAAGAUACUACCUGGCCUUAGAAGGAGAUAGCAAUUUGUUCUGUUUCUCAGAGUGCCUCUGGUAACCUACAAAGAAUGCUUGCUCAUCUUUAUUGUCCCUGUCAAAGCAGAAUACUUGCCACUUCAAGGUCAAACUACUAUCUUGGAGCCUUCAGAGAAGAGUGUAAAGAAGCUAUCAGAGUUGUGAAGACAAGAGCCCACAGGUUUAUUUCUGCCAACCCAACUGCAAGCUGCCAACAUGGCCAGCUAAGACACUGCAUGUGCACUUUGCCAGCUCCAGCUCUUGUCUGGCUCUCUAGCUGCCAACUCUCACUUCCCUACUGUUUGGGCAUUUCUGAAAGGAGCAUUUCCUGUCAUUUAUAAACGAGAGGCUUGCCAAUUAAGCACUGAGUGAACCAGCUUUCAGGCAGGAACUAGAGACUUCUGAAAUCUUUUGAAAGAUACAUCACUUUGGCUGUUUGGAGAAAUCAGCCUCACAGGUUCUGGGAGAAAUACUUUGGAAGGAUGAGUGGGUGGAGAUCCGGCAUGGAACAGGGGCAAGAAGUUUAUCCAUAGACAGUACACUCAAUACACUUCAUUCUACCCUCACAAAACAGAAAUUAAUAAAUCUACAUAAAGAAGACAGAUAAUUCUAAAAGUCCACAAAAAGUCUUGGGGGAGGGGGUGCUAGGGCAUAUUUGGGUUGGAGAUUUACCGCAACAAAAUGGCGCCCAACAUAUUUAUUUGAACUCAACUAACCUGAGAUAAAAAUUCACUGCCCCCCAACCCCUGAAUGGGGCUUGGGCAGUGAUAAAAACUGUGGCACUAUGGAUUCGAAGCUGACUGGGUUUGAGGGGCCUACAGAGAAGGGCAGUGAGGCAUCUACGCCGGAGAGAGCUUUUCUGUGUUCACUUCCCUGUAUCCUUCGCUCCCAACCCUGCCCCGCCCCCCAAACAGGGACACAGACAACGAAUGUCUUUCUACACUCAGCUCCUCGCUAUGAAUAAAGAAUUGGGAGACAAAG
Mastomys coucha (southern multimammate mouse) is the source of this 3038-nucleotide messenger RNA. RefSeq names its product mitochondrial assembly of ribosomal large subunit 1 (gene Malsu1). Bases 64 to 777 code for a protein of 237 amino acids. Gene Ontology annotation, cellular component: mitochondrion. Lineage: Eukaryota; Metazoa; Chordata; Mammalia; Rodentia; Muridae. The transcript has 5 exons. Gene Ontology annotation, biological process: negative regulation of translation; negative regulation of ribosome biogenesis. The record is from RefSeq and is a predicted model, not a curated record. Gene Ontology annotation, molecular function: ribosomal large subunit binding.